AUGUCGAUCGCAAAUACAGCUGGAAAGUACAUGCUCUCUGAUGCGCUGCUUCCAGACCCAAACAGGUCCGGAGCAAAAGGGCUUUACCUGGAGCUGCCGUGCGAUCGCAUCAUGAAGUUUGUCACAGUGGGGCUGCCGCUCUUCUUGGUGUCUCUCAUGUUUGCACAGGAAUUUUCCACCGGAUCCCAGAUCAGCUGCUUCUCUCCUAGCAACUUCACAGCUGAACAGUCUCAUUUUGUUGAUGCCGUGUGUUGGGACUCUUUGCUUCGCUACAAUUCUGAACCAGCAGGAGACGCUACAUCCAAUUCCCUCUGGGUCUUCAAGAUCUUCCCCUAUUCUUUGCUGGUCAUCGCAGUUGCUAUGUACCUGCCUUAUCUGCUGUGGAAAUACGCAGCCGCCCCCUCACUCAACUGCGAUCUGUUCUUCAUCAUCGAUGAACUAGAUAAAUCCUAUAACCGCUCCAUCCGCUUGGUGCAAUACAUGGUGAAGCUCCAGCAAUCGGAAGAGGAUCCAGAGGACUUUUGGGAGGAGCUUGACCUGGCUCGCAGUGAGAGAUACUUUGAGUUCCCUCUCCUGGAGAGGUACUUGACUUGCAAGCAACGUUCCCACUACUUGAUCAUCAUUUAUGUAUUGAGGAACCUCUUCCUCCUUUUUCUUCUGGCUGUCAGCUGCCUCUACUUGGCAUACUGUCACCUGCAGGUCUUUUUUCACGACAAAUUCAGAUGUUCAAUCAAGGCCGGGCUCCUGGGAGAAGACUCUGAUGUUCCAGAUUGGAUUCCUUGCAAGCUGGUUUUCUUCUCCGUUUUCCAAGUUACCAGCAUCUGUCUUGGCUCUGUAUACAUCCUUCUGGGCCCAGUGGUCCUCUACCACCUGCUUCAGCUGUGUCAGUGGGACAAGCGGCUUCUGUCCAUUUAUGAAAUGCUGCCGGCAUUUGAUCUCCUCAGCAAGAAAAUGCUGACUUGCCCGUUCAACGAUCUCAACAUCAUCUUGCUCUUCCUGCGAGCCAACAUCUCGGAGGUCAAAUCUUUCAGUAGACUGAGCGUACUGAGUACUCUCAAGGAUAUUUCACCCAACAAAGAAAGCAUAGACACAGUAGUAGAUUUUAUGACUCUUCUUGGAGGCCUGCAGCUAGCAAAGCCAAAGCAUAAUUCCAGUGCCAACGAGAAUUUGUUCCAUCGUGAGAAUGAAGUUGAAAUGAAACCUGAUCUGAAAGCCAAGGAAAACUGACUCAGGAAUGGAUUCGUUUCUGCACCAAAUAGAAAAAUUCAAACUGGUGAAGAGCACUGAACGCAAAAAAGGACUUUUCCCUAUGUGUACUUUGGGUCAUCUUUAUUUUUUCUUUUUGCUGGACCACUGUUUGUCCAUUAAUACUUUGUUUUCUGCUAUUACAUCCAUGGAUUUCACCCUUAUAAUAAAUAUAAAUGCACCAGUUUUCUAACUGAACCCUAACCUCUGCAUUGUUUUAUAGUCUUAUAAAGCUUCAACACUUCAACACUUCUGGCCCUACAAAUCUCUGCCACUUUCCUUAAGCUUUGGUCGGAUACUUUUAAGAUCU
Molecule: messenger RNA, 1555 nt
Organism: Protobothrops mucrosquamatus (brown spotted pit viper)
Lineage: Eukaryota; Metazoa; Chordata; Lepidosauria; Squamata; Viperidae
Gene: PANX3
Product: pannexin 3
Exons: 5
Coding region: 1-1227 (408 amino acids)
Biological process (GO): positive regulation of interleukin-1 production; monoatomic cation transport
Molecular function (GO): channel activity
Source: RefSeq, a predicted model, not a curated record